Messenger RNA from Toxotes jaculatrix (banded archerfish), 3361 nucleotides. RefSeq names its product tudor and KH domain containing (gene tdrkh). Gene Ontology annotation, biological process: spermatogenesis. The transcript has 14 exons. Gene Ontology annotation, molecular function: RNA binding. Lineage: Eukaryota; Metazoa; Chordata; Actinopteri; Toxotidae. The coding region runs from base 922 to 2688 and encodes 588 amino acids. The record is from RefSeq and is a predicted model, not a curated record.
CCUUCAAAACAUACAAGCAGGUGUACUGUUUGAGUAUGUGCGCGUGCUAAUAACGUUUGGUUCCCUUUGCCUGAUGUUUGACUUGCAUGCAUCAACAAGCAGCUAGCUCAUGUUAGCCUGGCUAGCUCAGAGGAGAAAGUGUGUUUGCGGUCGUUGACAGCUCGCCAGAAAUAGGCACUAUAUUCUGUACGUUUCAGUUGGAGUAAGUACUGUUUCCCGGCUUUGUUUUGACCAAAUAGCGAGUCCGCAAUAAUAUGCCUAAAGGUGCAGAAAAAGCCAAGGUUAUCUAGCCAGUCGUGUAGGUGUUUUUCUUGGUAUUAAGAGACGUCACGCCAAAUUCCAUUUAAAAAUCUCAGCAUUUAAAGCUGCUUUGCUUGUGCUCUAAUAUAGCUUCUAUAUAUAAAGUAAUUGAAAACGUUGUAUAUAUUAGUAGGCUACCUCGUUCAUUCGGUUUACUUUUCAGUUCGUCUUGAAUGAUUGAACUAACCAGCUGUUCCAUAUACUUAACCAAAUACAACCAAUUAGGACAUUUGCCCUGUUUUUAUUGAAAUGGCAUGCUGCUUUGCGGAUCUAAUGAAUGUAGAUAUUACCUUAACACCAGAGCAAUAACAGAAAAGUCAAGCGAGUUUGCAGUUUGGGGAAAUCCGAGGAAGUGAUCUGUCAUCAUCCUGUCUUAUGGUAGGCCUGUACUGUCACCCACAGUGAAGAACUGUAUUAAAUAAGUAAGUCUGUGAUGGUUCCUGAUGAAAUGUGCAUCAAAGUGCAAUAUGACUGACCAGUUUCUGUCAUUUAGUGACUUGAAAUGCUUAAACUUUCUUCCCCUUCUACCUGUCUGUCAGUAGUCUUGAACUUGGAUGUACACAAAAAAAACAGAGCCAGGAUUGGAGAAGAUUUGUGUCUUACUGUCACGAUUCCUCUGAGAUGGACGUUGGAGUGUCCAAGUCCCACGUGUUUCUCAACUACAGCCCCAGAGCCCUCUUCUCCCAGUGGAGCAUCCCUCUGGGUGCACGGCGUGUCAUGGACGCAGUGAAGGAGGGUCACAAGAGCACUCUGACCUCGGGCAAGAUGGUGGCUCUGGCUGCGGGGCUCUCUGUCGGGGCCACGGUGGGCUACAUCGUCUACCGCCACAUAAGCAGCACAAACAGCAGUCAGGGGGCCAACACUGAGAUGUCAAAGAUGACGCUUCCUGUAGAGGUUUAUAGGAACAUGUCCAGAUAUCAAGCCAAGUUUUUGGAUAUGGUGACCCAGAAGUCUGGAGCUCAUGUGAGGGUUUUGUCAGACUCAGGGGAGCCUGGAUGUAAAGCUGUAUGCUUCCUGCUGCAGGGCUCUAAGGAGCAGAUCUUGAUGGCCCGCUGCAUCCUGGAGAACCUGGUCACAGAGUGUGAACCCGUCACUGUGACUUUGGAGGUUCCUCAGACCGCCUUUGGACGUAUAAUAGGUCGUGGUGGAGGGAGUUUGAAGCUGAUCACCAGAACCACAGGGGCCAAAGUGUCUUGUUCCAAAGAGAAGACGCAUGGUCCGUGGGCAAAGGGCGACGUUACAAUCACAGGGACCAGAGAGGAAGUGAAACAGGCCAAGGAGCUGAUUCUAGAGAAAGUCAGAGAGGACAUGAUGGUGAGGACUAAGAUCUCUCAGUCAUCGGCUCUGCGGCAGAAACGUGGCCACACCGUGGUUAAUGAGAGGCCGGACAGCACAGAAACUGAGGCACCAGAGAGCUUAAACAACAACGGGCCCCUCUCCCAGACUGUGAAAAACGGGCUCAUUCACACCUGUGAAACCACAGGAGAAUCAGAAAGUCUUUUCGACAAGAUGGAGGAGCUGAAAAUCAGCAACACAGACAGCAGGGAGGAGGAGGGGGAGGAGAGUUUCUCCACAGACUCACUCUCUGAAAUUUCCAAGUUUGAAAUCCCCAGCCCAGACCUGAGCUUCCAGCCCGAUGAACAUCUAGAGGUUUAUGUUUCUGCGUCGGAGAACCCGAACCACUUCUGGAUCCAGAUCCUGGGCGUUCGCUCCCUGCAACUGGACAAACUGACAGAGGAGAUGAACCGCUUCUACAACAGUGGCAACCCCACAGAGCAGAGGGUAGAGACCAUUGUGGUCGGGGAUAUUGUGGCUGCUCCAUACAGGGACCACGGCACAUGGAACAGGGCCAGGGUGCUGGGAGUUCUGGGCUCUGGACUAGUGGACCUUUACUAUGUUGACUUUGGGGACAACGGGGAACUGCCCAAAGACAGCCUCCGCCGUAUGAGGAGUGACUUCCUCAGUUUACCAUUCCAAGCUAUUGAAUGCAGCUUAGCAGGAGUGAGACCAAAAGGAGAGGUGUGGACAGAGGCAGCCCUGGAUGAGUUUGAGCGGCUGACUUACUGUGCCUCCUGGAGACCUCUGCAGGCCAAACUAUGCAGCUAUUCUCACUCUGAGAUCUCCUCCUGGCCUAGUGUCAAGCUCUUUGUCAACAUCGAGGGCAAGACUGUAGAUAUUGGGGAGGAGCUCAUACGGCUGGACCAUGCUGUCAGCUUCCAGGAAGCGGUGAAUGGAAGGACUGAGGGUGACAAUCUUGGCUGUCUGCAGAGGAUGCUGGAUGAUGUGAUAGGAGCCUCAUCAGAGCUAAGUCUCUCCUGCAUCAGCUUGUCAGAAGUUGCCUCGAUCUCAGGAAGCGUUGAUGAUGUCAUUGAGGAUGAGCUGCUCUGAGACCAAAGACAUACACGCAUAUCAAGUACUGACCGUCCAUUCCUCAGCAUCAGUUCCCAUGAGAUGAAGGGGAUGUUUCCUUGUUUGACCCGAACUCCUUGUCGUGAAGCCUUAUCAACUUGACAAGUGCAACAGUUCUUCCAGCCAAAUUCACUUUAUUGUUGUUAGUUCAGCACACACUGAAUUCUUUGUUUUGCCUUUAUGCUGUUCUGUUUGCACCUAAUUCAGCUUUGCUUAAAUGUGUUAAUACUAUAUUUUGUGUUCAAGAAAUGAAGAGAGGAACAAAAACAGAAUGCCAGUAUUAUUAGUGAAAAGCACUGUGAUAUAAGUCAGUGGAGAUACAUGGCAGCUGGCUGGUUUGUGGCCAGUAAUGUCUAUUUUUUUUUCUCUACUUGUAUGCAUAAGAUUUAAUGGCCUAGGUAUUAGGCUUCAAGUUAUUAUAUUUUGAAAUGAAAAUACACAGUAUUAUUGAAUGUGGUUCUCAGAUUGUGUUCGGUAUGAAAAUGUGGCAUCUACUGUAUCAUUUGCUAAGGACAGUAGAAAGAGUUAGUCUUCAGAGGUGUUAUAUAUUUCACUAUAUAUUAUAAAGGGUUUAUUUUAUGUCAGAAGUCUUUUAGUUUGAAAGGCUGUUUGUGCUAUAAAUGUAUGUUUCAAAAUAAAAACGGAUGAUGAG